CAGCGUAUUGAACAAAAGUGGGACCAUGAUCUGGCGAUGAGGCGUGUUAUAAAAUGUUGUGUGUAUGUGCGUGGGUCAAUACAUGGAAUUCAAUUUGAAAUGUUUGAAUUGGUGUGACUGUGCUGUGUUGAUAGUAUCAACUGACAGUGUCUAUUUAGUUCUGUUACACCUGUUCGAUGUUCAGUCUUCAGUUAUUGAAAUACAAUAUGGAUAGUUUAAUUUCUUUGUCGUCAAAGCGUAACAAGAAUACAGAUUCAUUAACAGGAGACGACUUAGGUGUUUAAUAUUUCUCACAUGGGAACAUUUCGUCGGUGCUUCCAGUUCUUUGUAGUUAAGUUUCAACUGACUUUUUGGACAUAUUCAACAACUUUAUAUGCGUUCUCAAUGACUGAUCACUAGUAGACCAUUUUGGGUUUUUGUUGACAGACAUGUUCACAUCUUGCUGGUUGCCUGUCGUCUAUAAUGAAGUCAGCAUGAGCUCGCCGUAUCACUGUCGUGUCAGCUCGGAUCAGACCGUCAGCGGCUUCCCUGAAUCUGGACAUCAAAAUGUUAACCUGGUCUCCUGCCAAUGCGUGUGCGUCCAUGAAGGGGGCACUGUACGUUGUAUAUGUAAAUUAGAUGGUAGGUCACCUGGCGUUGUGCGAGGGUCAGCUCAGUCGACUGGCAUCGAUUUCGGGUUAUCGCCCUUUCCCACGCGUGGUGAGUGGAGUGACAAUGAAUCAGUUCCAGCGGACAUUUUCAGUGCUCAGGGAUAUUUCAACUCAGGCGCCAUCUGUGAUACAUUCAGACCAAGCUCGUUCGUCGUGUCCAAUCCUACAAGCAGCUCCACACCUGCCAUUGUUGAACAGGUUCUUUCAGAUAUACCGGAGCAAAGGGGCGAUUCAGACAUGUGUCUAACCUCCACUUCUCAUAGACCUCCUCGACUGGCAUCAAAACAUGCUCGAAAGAAUGGUCUACGCCCAGCCUCAUCAAUAUAUAAAAGAACAAAACUGUCCCUGCGUCGAAGGUGCCUGUCGAAAUGCAAGAACAGAGGCAGAUUCUUGACGCAAACAGAAUCGCAGGCAUCGAGUUGUUUUGGCUGCGGUGAUGUUGCGCCCAGAACGGCGAAGGCCUACGGCACCGCUCUGGAGGCAAUAAUCUCCGACGACGAGAUAAACGAGAAAGACUUUCAGAAGACUGAUAUACUCAAGAGGCGAAGAUGUCAUCUACGUAGACUGUCAGAGUGCAGUAAUGAUAUAUGGUCAGCUCACAAGAAAUCUUUCACCUGUUCAGCUUCGACUAUACCAGACCCAAGCAACCAGAAGCUGAACUGGACCAAAGAACCGCUGUCUGUGUUGAUUGUACGCAAGCACUUGGACGAGUCAGUGAUGAUUCCGUUUCGUGAUUUGCUCAUUUGGUUGGUCGAGGCAAAGAACAUGGUUGUGCUAGUGGAGCAAUCAGUGAUGGAUGACAGAAUUCUCAAGGAUGACAAAGACUUUCAGCGUCUGCAGGACAAGCUCAGCACUUUCAAAGAAGAUGAUGACUUGACAGAUAAAGUUGAUUUUAUCAUUUGUUUGGGUGGUGAUGGAACACUGUUGUAUGUCUCUUCACUUUUCCAGAGUAAUGUCCCUCCUGUGAUGGCAUUCAACAUGGGAUCUCUAGGCUUCCUCACACCCUUUAGGUUUAGUGAUGACUUUAAAACAGAAGUCUCAAAAGUCAUGCAAGGUUCUGCUUCCUUGCUUCUCCGGUAUCGUCUGAAGUGUGUUGUGGUCAGGCAUGAUACAGAACCCACACAGGAUAUACCACAUGUCAAGAAUAUACAGAAGGAGGAUGUGUGGACCAAAACACAUAAGUUGGUUUUGAAUGAAGUUGUUGUAGACAGGGGACCAAGCUCCUAUUUAUGUAACCUUGAACUUUACAUAGAGGGUAGGAGAGUUACCUCCGUUCAAGGUGACGGUCUUAUCAUCUCCACACCAACUGGCAGCACCGCCUACGCCGUGGCAGCUGGAGCUUCCAUGAUCCACCCUAGUGUUCCUUGCAUCCUGCUCACUCCCAUUUGUCCCCACUCCUUGUCCUUCAGGCCCAUCGUUGUUCCCGCUGGGGUGGAAAUCAAGGUGAUGUUGAGUCCUGAUGCCAGGGGAACCGCCAUGGUCUCAUUUGAUGGGAGAGACAGGAUGGAAAUACAUCAGGGAGACAGUCUUCGUAUCACUACCUCAAACUACCCAGUACCUUCCAUCUGUGCCACUGACCAGAUAGAAGAUUGGUUUGAUGGCCUUGCCAACUGCCUAAACUGGAACAUCAGGCACCAGCAAAAGCCCCUUCAGACUGCCAGCAGCGUCUCCUCAUUUGAGUCCCUGGAGGCUGAGUCCUCCAAAUCAUCACAGGUUUCACUCCUAAAUGGCAACAGUUGACAUGCAGCCCAUAAAUUAUAAAGGCAAAAUCAGCUUCAUUGUGCUCUGAUGGAGACAUUUCAAUAUUUGACUUUGAACAUUUAUGACGAGAGCUGGUUUUCUGAUGCCAGCCUGACUCAUUUCUAUAAACCAUGUUCUAAAUCAAUACGCAAGGAUAUCUAGGUUUUACAUUUUUAUAAUGUAUUUUUUUAUCCUAUUUUUCUACAACAUGCUAAAAUAGAUUUGUUUGAAAACAGUGUACUGUGUAAUGGUAUUAUGCAUUACUCCCACAUAUUAUGUAUGAUACAUAUCUCAUAUCUUUCCCUAUCCCAUAUGUAAAGCCCACAAACUGAGCUGUGAUGAAUGUAUAUAUGUGAUUAUAAUACGAUUAUUUAUAGACACAUUAGAAUUUCUUUGUUUACUGCAUCAGAGCAACUUAAAAAUGUAUCUUCUACUAUCAAAGUGACUUGAAAAUGUAUCUUCUACUAUUAAUUUAUCAAAGACUUUCCCUGUUCAGAAAUUGGAAACCAAAGUAACAAAUUAAAUGAGAAAGUUGUCAUGAGGAGAAAGGGGAAAAAGUCACAACUAUGAUAGAAACAUUCUUCAAAAUGAACAAAAGACAGGCAAAUAAAAUAGAUCCAUCUAAAACUUUCACUUUGUAAUCUGUUUUUAUUUCUUUCCUGGUAAUAGCUUAGUUAGAGUUGGUAAAAAUACUAUUAUUUUAACCAAAAAAAAUUUUUUUUUUCUUUAGUCACUUUGUAUUUUUUUCUGAGCUUUUUUUUAAAAUUAUUAUUCUUAUUAUCCCUAAAACUACAGUCUGGUAAGGUAUCAAAGCAAAAAGUAUUCUUGGAAGUAUUUGGGUUUGUUGGUUGCUUAUUUUUGUCUUGUUAUUUUAAUUUCAUUAUUAUUUUUUUUAGAAAUUUAAAUAUAAUGUUGUUUUUUGGGGAAAAAAAUAUUUUUU
This is a messenger RNA of Biomphalaria glabrata, 3330 nucleotides long. Its product is annotated as NAD kinase-like. The transcript has 11 exons. Gene Ontology annotation, molecular function: NAD+ kinase activity. NCBI's taxonomy places the organism in Eukaryota, Metazoa, Mollusca, Gastropoda, Planorbidae. The record is from RefSeq and is a predicted model, not a curated record. The coding region runs from base 429 to 2390 and encodes 653 amino acids. Gene Ontology annotation, biological process: NAD+ metabolic process; NADP+ biosynthetic process.